Ahaetulla prasina is the source of this 9237-nucleotide messenger RNA. RefSeq names its product CXADR Ig-like cell adhesion molecule (gene CXADR). Gene Ontology annotation, cellular component: bicellular tight junction; basolateral plasma membrane; intercalated disc. The record is from RefSeq and is a predicted model, not a curated record. Bases 292 to 1347 code for a protein of 351 amino acids. NCBI's taxonomy places the organism in Eukaryota, Metazoa, Chordata, Lepidosauria, Squamata, Colubridae. Gene Ontology annotation, molecular function: cell adhesion molecule binding. Gene Ontology annotation, biological process: homotypic cell-cell adhesion. The transcript has 8 exons.
GCUGGGAGUUUCUGCUUAGGGUGAGUGAGCAACUGAGUAAGCGAAGAGGAGAGAGAGGUCAGCGCCUUUCUCUCGGAUUUCGGCUGCCCUUAGCGUCGGGCAACUCCAGCGGAGCACGCAGCAGGGCUGUGGCCGGGCGGAAGUGACGGCCGUUUCACCUGCUGGGCUGCGAGAGGACAGAGGAGGGCGGCGCGAGCCGGCGAGUGUCCGUUGGGAAUUCGCUCGAGAGUCGCUCCUUUCCCUCUGGCCGCCGGCGACUGCUCUCGCUCUAUCUCUCUCUCUCUCUCCGCCAUGGCACCGCUGCUGCCGCUCUUGUGGGCUGUAACGUUUCUUUGCGCAGAUCUAAUUGAAGGUGUAACAAUAACAUCGACAGAACAGACCAUGGUUACAAAAGCUCAAGGAGAUAAAGUUACAUUGCUGUGCACAUUUACUCUCACUACAGCAGAUGAAAGCGCAGUUGAAAUUGAAUGGAGUAUUUCGCUACCGAAAGGGGAAGAACCAGUUAUCAUAUAUAGUGAAGGCAAACUUUAUGAUAAAUAUGGUAUGAUGGGACGAGUACAAUUUUCUAAACAAAAUCCAGCAUCUGGAAAUGCAAGCAUUGAUAUCUUAAAUUUAAAACAAGAAGAUACUGGCACAUACCAAUGUAAAGUGAAGAAACUCCCUAAUAUUAAAACUCAUAGAGUCCAAUUGAUAGUACUUGAAAAACCCAUGAAGACUAAAUGCCACAUUGAGGGAUCACAGGAGAUUGGAAGUGAUCUUACUCUGAAAUGUAAAUCCCAUGAAGGCUCUCCCAUCAUAGUUUACUCCUGGGAAAAAACAACUGGUUCACAAGAACUUCCAGCAACAGCAUUACCAAAUGAAAAUACAGGUGACUUAUUUGUGAAAAAUGCCUCUCAGACUUAUUCUGGUACUUACACAUGUUUGGCUUACAAUAAAGUCGGCAGAGAUGAAUGUUCUAUCAUACUGACUAUUACACCCCAUAUAGAUAGAGCUGGUACUAUUGCUGGAGCAGUUAUAGGAACUCUUCUGGCAGUCAGCUUAAUGGCUGUUAUCAUUUUCUGUUGCUAUAAGAAACGAAGAGAUACAAAAUAUGAAAAAGAAGUACAUCAUGAUAUCAGAGAGGAUGUCCCUCCUCCAAAGAGUCGUGCCUCAACAGCCCGCAGCUAUAUAGGGAGUAAUCGAUCAUCUUUGGGCUCAAUGUCUCCAUCUAAUAUAGAUGGUUUUACCAAAACUCAGUACAAUAAAGUACCGAGUGAAGACUUUGAACGUACUCCCGCUCAGAAUCAGUACUUUGAUCCACCAAAGUAUGAAAACGCAUGCAGGAUGGGUGACAUAACGGUGGUAUAAAGUUGAAGAAACGUCAUAUAUCAUGAAUUUUACAUUAAGAAGGAAAUGAAGUACUCUGUUUUAGCAUUCUGCUUUAAUGUCUGCAGACAAUGUAGAGUAAAUCUACUGGUAAUAUUUGCCUCUCAAAUAUUUAAAAGUACACUGCUUGAAAUUUUUAUAAGAGACCCAGACAUGAAAAAUGUGAAAAUAUGAAAAGAGAAAUGAAAUUGAUUGAAGAUCAUGCAAUUACCUACUUGAAUGGAGCAAUUUAGGCAUCAAACCUUCUGCUUAGUGCACUAAUUUAUAUUAAAGCACCCUGACAGAUGGCUGCCUGCUUUCUUGGGACACAACCAAUGAGUGGAAAUGUAUGGUUGAUUUCAUUGUUGAACUGUUCUUACAGUCAGCUGAUUUAACAUGUAAUGGAGAUAAUAAGUAAUAUAGUGUCAAGUACUUAAUUAAGUAAAAGAUGUAUUUUCUAAUGUACUUUAGAGCCAAUCAGUAUGAUUUAACACACUGCCUUUCAGAUUAUAUAUUUAUGCUUUUUUAAAUUGUAUGGAUCUGAAUUUUUUAAAAUGUAUGUCUUAUUUUUUAUUAUUUGAAUACAAUUAAAAAAGAAACUAGAAUAUACAAUGCAAAAUCAUAAAACCAUAAAGUAACAAAAACAUAAUGCAGAUAUUCAUGACUAUCUUUUUUACACAAACCAUUCAAUAAAUGGUUCUAUUUCAUUAUAAUUAUCCAUAGCUAAUGAUAACUAAUUUCUUGAUAAUAUCUGUUUUUUAAAUUGAUGAGAACCUGGGGAUCAUAUGCGUAUGUUUCAAAUUUUAAAAUAAACCUUAACUGAAGUCCUUUUUUAAAAAAUCCCCCACUUAAUAUCAACAGGUAUCAUGUGGCCUAUUUGUUUUGCAUCCUUCAUCAUUCUUUAGGAGGCCUUGGCUGAAUCACUUAUUAGCUUUUUGUUGCUUUAUUUUAGAAUGGGAUUCCUUACAAGAGGAAUUGGCAGAAUCUCUUGUAUUAUUUAUAAUGAAAUAUUUAAUGCCAUUUGAAAAAUCCUGGGGGGGAAAUCCUUAUGUAAUAAACUAUAGGGAGAUACUUGCUUUGGUUUUUUCAUGCAUAAAUUUCUAAAAUAGGGAAGUAAAUUAUAGUAGUUUAAUAUACAGUAGUUAAAUCUUUUAUUUGGAAAUGAUUCUUGAGAGUAUAAUUUAACUUCAGAAUCAAGAAUUGUGAAAAGCUGCAAAAUUAUGUUUUUAGGACUGUAAUGUGAAAUGUGUGUAUACCACAAAAAUAGAAAUAAAGAGGCAAUCAAGGGAAUUGAUAAUUCAUAAAAAGAUGGAAAUCUUGAUCAUAGUUAAUAAAGCUAAAAGUCUCACAAUUGUUCAAGAUACUAGCUGUCAUAUUUAUUCUAUGUGAAAUCUGAUGUUUAAUAUAUCAGUGUCAUUCUUUACAUCAUACAGAACAUUGUUUUGUUUUUAUAUGUUGUAUUUGUACAUGUAAAGUCUCAGGACAGAAUGAUUAUCAAUAAGGGUAGCAUCUCCUUACCAGUCUUAACCCAUCUCUGUCCCUUUCUGUUUUCCUUGCUUUUACUCCUUAACAAUACCAUAUUUAUUUUCCUUCUCCAAAACUUCCCAUCUUUUCUCCAAAACAGUCUCGCUAUCAAGUGUCUGUAUCCAAGUCCCUUCUAUUUCCAUUUUGAUUCUAAAUCAUAAUUUCCAUUUCUACCUGCUGCUCUUGUAAUCCUUUUCAAAUAAAUGUAAGUACAAACAUUAUUUCUCUUCUUCCUAAUUAUCCCAGUACUCAGAUGAGCAUUCCAAAGGGUGGGGGAAUGGCGAAAACAGCCUCAGUCAUUUCAUUUCCCACUUAGCGAGUUCUUUGCUUAACAAUUGAUGUCCAUACAAACCGUGGUCAAAAAUGAGGACUACCUCUAUAUCUAUAAUAAUAUCUAUGUCUACAUCUUAUUAGUCUAUUCUUUGUUGCUUGAGCACACCAAAGAGUUUAGCCACCUUCAAGUUGCUUUCUGGUGCUGUUUGCUGUUCUAAAUUGCUUUGGCAAUUUCUCAAUCUGUGCUGGGGUGAGAAUAGGAAGGUGUUUUUCCAGAUGCUGCUCCUUGUUGCUGCUGAGUGAUGAAACUGCUGGACUCUUGUUUCUCUUUCAGCUUGACUGCUGCUGGCAUUGUGAAGUCCUUCCUGUUUUGUUUUGUUUUUUACUAUCAGUUGUCUAUUCAACUGACUUAUUCCACUCUCAGCUGCAAAUCCCUUUCUAUUCUUUCUUACACACAAACACCUACACACCUACAUUCCUGGGCUCUCAGUGUUUUACUUGUAUGCUUUCAUACAGGGAAGAAAAAGGAGCUUUUGCCUGGCACUGCAAGGCUUUCUUCGCCCACACUAUGUUUAAUAUUUACAUUAAACUGUAGGGUGAGCUCAUUUUAUGGCAUGGAUUGAGAAACCAAAGAGUAUGCUGAUGACACCCCGAUUGUUCCAAGUAAUGCUAUGAAGUUUCUAAGUGUCUGGAGACUGGGAGUGUGAACUGUGAACAUGUUUCAGCUGAGUCACAGUAAGAUUGAUUUCAGUUAGAUCAGAGGUGGGCAAUUAAUUUUUCCAAGAGGCCACAUGAGAAACUAUGUGUCUAUCCGAACCAAUAGGGCCCCUGCUGCCACAGGCUCUACAGACAAUGGGCUAGAUGUAACCUGCAGACUGAAUGCCCAGAUCUGAGAUUGAUCCUGAUCCUGCAUUUGUCACCUGGACUUGGUGACAUGGAUAUGUGGAAUAACUGUUCAGCUAAUACCUGUUCAGCUAUUCAUCUGGUGUUAAUUUGUUAUUGGUGUCUGUUUUAAUUUCAUCCUUAGAUUAUAGGGUUUUUUUAAAGUAUAGUUUUUAGCUAUUUUUAUCCAAGAGUCUUGAGUUUGAGAUAGGCUGCCAUAUAAAUUUAAAUAAUAAAAGUUUCCUUCCAUAACCACUGGACACAUUAGAAAGUUGAAUAAAGAAUUAACCAUUUCCAUAAUAUUGGCAAGUAGCGUAGGUUGUGAGGUUGACACAAGAAUAUUGGGUUGUGGUGGCGCAGUGAUUAGAAUGCAGUAUUGCAGACUGCAUUCCCAUUGCCAGGACUUUGAUCUUGACAAGCUCAAGGUUGACUCAAUGUUCCAUCCUUCUGAAGUCUGUCUGAGUCCUUCGGGAGAUAGGGCGGUAUACAAAUAUGAAUAAUAAAUAAAUAAAUAAAUAAAUGAGAACCCAGAUUGAGGGGGAAAUAUGCUGACUCUGUAAAUUGCUUAGAGCGGGCUGUAAAGCACUAUGAAGUGGUACAGAAGUCUAAGUGCUAUUGCUAUUUUUAUCUUUUACAUUUUAUAGAACAGAAUAUUUUAUUUGGCAUACAUUAAUUAGGAAUAGUGAGGGCAUGCAUUAUAUACUUUUGGCAAAUGUUUAUUUUUUUGUUCAUUAUAAUAAUUUGAUAUGACAGAUUAAUUUCAAGGUGUUUUCAGAUGGUGAAAUUUACAGCAAAGCAUAUUAAUGAGUAAUGAAAACAAAAAUAGCUGCUUUACAGACCUAUAAUUAUACUCUCAACCAAGUAUAAACAUGUUUUAUCAAAUGUGCACUUCAUUUUAAAUAAAUUACAAAGUUAGAUUUAGUCAUUAUUUUGUUGCUCCAGCCCAGAAUAUGAAGAAAUAUUAAUAGACAGAAAGUAAAGCAUAAUAUCAUUUUCUUUUUCUUCUAUUUUAUUUCGUUAUAUAUUCGUUUUCCAUUUCUAAUGAUUUAUCAUGAACUUCUGUACACAUUAGGACAUUAUUUGUUAAUAACUUUUAAUGUAUAAAUAAAUAUGCUUCAGCAAAAAAAUCUUUUCAAAAAAAUGAAAAGAAUGAAAUUUUAUUUUGUAGAAAAAAUAAUUGACUAAAGUAUUCAUUAAAUUCAGUUAGUCAGAUAAGAUUCUGCUUACAAUCCUUUUAAGGUAAAAAAAGUCUUUGAGUCUUUUUACUUAUGACAUCUAGCAGAUGGCAGUUUGAAAACCGAAUUAAGUUGGCACUCUGGAGCAAAAGUUUUUAAUUGUGAAGGUUCAUCUUCAAUGUAGCAUCACACCUGUGCUAUAGUUCUGUAAAUGUUAGCAACCUUUUUGUAAGCAGCUUGUAAUACUUUUUCAUGCCAACAAUUUAUCUCAUCAAUAUUUAGAUGAAUUUAAAAAAUAAGAAUCUGCUUACCUCAUUAAAAAAGUUAAGUAUGAUUCAGUAAUGAGGAUCAAGUGAUUUUUUUUCUUUUUACGACCCUGUAAUCCCUUUUAUUGAGGUGGGGAUAACUGAGUGAAGCUGAGUGUUUACCGGCUGGAUGCCCUUCCUGACAUCUAUGUGGAGUUUGCAGCAGAUAUUCUUUUUUCUUUGUGCCCCAAUAGAAAAACAUCUGUCACUGUCUAGGAUUGAAUUCUCUUUCAAAUUUUAUUUGUUUUAUUUAAAAUAAAAUAAAAUAAGAAAUUAAGGGUAGGAAAAGGACUGGGGAAAACGGGGUGAGAUACAACGUGGGAGGGGGGAAGAAAAAAAGGCAUUGGCCUCUGACUCUUCUUAGCACAGUACAAGAUAAAAAAUCCAUCCUCAACUGUUUGCUUUUACACAUUAAUAUAUAACUAGCCAUUAGAAUAUAUAGUAUAAUGACAAAUCUUUCUGAUCAAUAAAACCAAAGUCAAAGUUUCAUCUCCCGCCGCCACAAGCAUAAAAUCCAGAACUGAUAUCCAAAUGAAAAUAUAUUCUCCUCUUUGAAUAAAAUAAUCAAUUUACCAUUCCUGCUUUGUCUUCCUUGCUAUGGAAAUAGUAUGUAUUUUGAUUUGCACCUAAUAAUCUUUAUGAACUAUCACCAUUUUUGUUUACAAGGUUCAUUGUAUGCUUUCAAAUUCUUUGACCUUACUGAAAACAACCCUUUUUUCAUCCUUUUUUCAAAGAGCUAAACUUUUUUAAAACUUUCUAGUGCAUCUUUUUCUUUGACUUCUUAACAUACAAGUUUUAAGCUUCAGUACAUUUAGAUUUCUCCCUCCAAACUACCCUGAUAGAAUUUUUUAUUUUAUUUUAUAAGCAUCCUUUUUAACAGUUUUUCUUUAAACUGGUACAUCAUUUUCUUUAAUUUUCUCUUAAUAAAGGUACUCUCAAAUACAUUUUCAAUAACAUUUGCCUACUUUAAGAAUUACUUAAGCGUUAUAUAUAAUAUAACAACAUAACGUGUGUAUGUAUAUUAAGUAAAAUAUUUUUCUUCCCUGAAAGUUUUGUCAAGGAGUUGUAAGCUUUUCUUUUUAUCACUAAAUCCUCAACCUUGUUAAUAAUCUUAAAAGUCCCAAAUUUGUCUUUCAGUUUUGUUGAGAGAUUUAUAUUUAAAUAAUAGUGAAAGUUAAUAUCAGGUUCUUCCAAAACUACAAUUAACUCCUUUGCAUUUUCAGCUACUUGUGAAGUUUCAGCUGCUUUGUGAAGUUGCCUUGGUAGUUUGGUAACAUUCUCCACAUGUUUGCAUCUCAGUAGUUUGAGAGGAUUUUUUAUCAUCCUUGGAGCACAGCUGGUCAAUAAAUUGGCAGAUUUUAUUUAGAGACCUUUCAAAUAUGUAUAUCUCUAAUACUUUUUCCAUCUUAGCUUCCACUUUUAAUCAGGAUCAAAAAAAAUUAUUGGCAGAUUUUAUUUAGAGACCUUUCAAAUAUGUAUAUCUCUAAUACUUUUUCCAUCUUAGCUUCCACUUUUAAUCAGGAUCAAAAAAAAUUAGCCACCUACAGCAAAGAACAAGCUACAAGUGAUUACCAAAAUAAACUAAAAUCCAGCUUUAUAUGUCUCAGUCAGCAUUUUUUUUUCACUAUACUUCCUUAUUUGGCUUGCCUUAGGAACCUUCUACAUUGUUAUUUAAGACAAAAAACAUUCCCUAAAAUGGCAAGAGUCUCCAAAAGGCAUAGCAAGAUGUGUCUAAAGAGAGCCUCUUGUGGAAGUGGCUCAAUGGGCAUGGCAUCGCUUGGUGGGCGUGACAGGGGAAGUAUACUAUAUAAUCUCCAUUCCCUCCCCACUCCAGGGGAAGGUUACUGCAAAAUCUCCAUUUCCUCCUGUUCAGCUGUGACUUGGGAGGCAGAGAAUUGAUGGGGGGGGGCAAUCAGAGGCCAUAUUUACCAGUUCUGUGAACUACUUGAAAUUUCCGCUACGGGUUCUCCAUUUACCCACCUUGGAGGAUGGAAGGCUGAGUGAACCUUGAGUCUGGUGAGAUUCAAUCUGCCAAACUGCUGUCAGCCAGUGAUCAGCAGAAACAGCCUGUAAUACUGCACUCUAACCACUGCACCUCUUAUUUUUUGUUUAUAUAUAUAUAUAUGAAGAAUUUUCAACAGUUAGUAACUUUUGCCACCAGAGGGCAUACAUAAUACAGCAUACUUGAUAAAAAUUUGGUACAGUAUGAUUUUUUUUGGGAUUUUUUUUUAAACAACCGCCUUUUCCUAGAAAAUAGAAAAUACUAGCAUCUACAGUUGUGUAAUAACUAUAUAUUACUUCAUUUUUAUUUUACUUUUAAUUUCAAUUUAUAAUUAUAAAUUGUUACUUAAUUGAAAUAUCAAAUUUCACAUUGUUAUUGAAAAUUAUACAAAUGGUUUUUUUAUAUAGUGAGGAAUAACCAGGAUUAUGCAAAAGUCACCAUUCUAUAUUUUUUUCCAUGCCUAAAUUCCAGGCCAAUAUUGCACAAAACACCAUAUCUGAAAUACGACAAAACACUUUUAAUUUGAGGGGUUACAUUUCAAAAGACAUCCAGCUGGUCAAUGUCUGAAUCAGUAUUGUCCAAAGAAAGAAUUGAAUGCUCCAGACGUUUUCUGGCUGGUUUGAUUUCUACCCAAUACGUAUAAUGUACCACUUAUGCUGCAUUUUGAUAACAAAUUGUCACUUUUUGGUUACUAUUUGGUUACUGUUAUACUUCAUAAAAGUUUCAGAACAUGGGCUUAAUAUUGGUGCAUACUGACUAGGCCUACUAGGUUCAGGCUGCAAAAAUAAGUCAUCAGUGCAGAAGUGUUCAGAUCCUGUCAUGGCUGCCAUUUGCCAUCAAUUCCUCUAAUUGUUGUUUCUCUGUAACAAUCUCAAAUUGUUUUGUUGCAGUUAGUCAAAUGUUUAGAUUUUUAUCUACGUAUAAAGUCCUUCCCAAGGUCCUUGGAUAGGGAUGUUGUUUGUUUAAAGGUAGUCACAGUAUGUAAACUGCUAAACUGCCUUUUGCAAUUGGGUGAUGAUUUUGUCAAUGCUGAAGUGAUGCUCCAGAUGUUUUGGGAUUGCACCCAUGGUGCCUAUUACUAUUGAGACUAUCUUCAUUUUAUUUUGCCAGUUCUACUUUUAUUUGCAGGUCUUUGAAUUUGAAUUUUUGCCCACCUUUCUUUUCUAUUUUGCUCUCUUAAAGUACUGCAAUGUCCACUAUCUAAAGUUUUUUGUUUUUAUCAACAAUUGUUAAGUCUGGAUUGGUGUAUGGCAGAUGAUUGUCUUUUUGAAUGUUAAAGACUCAGAGCACUUGAUCUAUUUUGUGAUCCUAUCAGUUCUUGUUUGCAGGCAGUUAAUUGUAAAUUACAGUAAACAAAUUUGAGAGAUAUAGUAUGUAGAAUUUUUUGCAGAUAUUCCAAUGCACUAUUGUUGCUACUUUAAAGUCUCCUUCAUUCUCAUGAUGUAUGUAUAAGGUCGUAAGUCACUUUUCCGAGGCCAUGAUUUGGAAUCAUUAAACCGUUGGAAGUCAAGGACAGUCUGAAUGAUCAAUGGCCAAACUAUCAUUUCUGAAACUCAAGCUCAAUUUGAGGAAUUAUCUAAAUUAAAUAGAGAACAAAAGCUAUGUGUAGUCCCAACUCUUAGAAAAAAUGUUUAGAUCUGAAAAUACACACACACACUUCAUGUAUUUACCAGAAGGAGAUUCCUCAGUCAACUUACAGCCUAUAUAACUUUUGUCCCAUGAGUGUCAAGUG